UGGUUUAGUUUCCAGCCAGAAACAGAGAGAACGGUUUUUCUGAGUGUCCUGAAAUUCAUCUGGUGGAGUGAAAGAAGUGCUUGCAUAUCACCAUGUUGUCUAUCCGCUCAACUACCACGGGCCCGCUGCCCAUGGUGGUAAGAUCAAUGGCUGCGGCUACCACCAAGAAGGCUGCAGCAGCAAAGAAGCCUGCGGCGAAGCCGAAGCCAGAGAAAGGUCCAACCCCACCGAAGAGAGCGCCUGGUGCUAUGGCGUUGUUUGUCAAGGAUCGUUACAACAAACCAGCCGCCGCCAGCCCAACGGACUAUCUCGCAUCGCUGGCUAAACAGUGGCGACAGACCUCGGAAGCGGAGAAAGGUCCCUACCAGAGAGCUCAUGAAGAGGCCCGAAAGAAGUGGCUGGUGGAAAUUGCCAAAUUUCGAGCGGAGAAUGCGCAGCCCGUGAGAGCAAGAUCUUCAUACAUAUAUUUUACUCAAGAGCAAAUACCUAAGCUCCGUGCCCAGAAUCCAGGUAUGGCUGUAACACAGAUUGUGAAGAGUCUUGGUUCCCAGUGGCAAGACAUGAGCGCGAGCGCAAAGGCACCCUACACUCAGCAGGCUGAGAAGGACCGUGUGCGUGCGGCCGCAGAUCUUGCUGCAUUCGAGGCCAAGCAAAGCCGCAAGUGAGCGUUCCGGUCUACAACCGACGGCCGGUUCUGCUGCCUUCCUAGAACUGUGAACUGUAGUAGCCGUUCUAAUACUCUAGGCAUGUUGCAUGGCUAUGCAUUCGCUUACCGUGUUGUGCGAUGGACGGGAGACGAAACAUCCUUAUCAGUGAUUGUACCCUUUUUGACGUGAGCUGCGUUUGAACUUUCUUGACUUGACUUAUCCUGCGUUUGUCGCACAAAGCAUUUAGGGAAGCUGCGGCGUGCUGCUGUGUUCAUGCCUCAUGCCCUGUUUGUGCGUCUCUAUUGUCUUUCGAACUUGUUUUGUGUGUGUGCUGCUGCUGCGUGUGUAUGCACCCUGUCUAUGCACUACAUGUAUUCUAGAACCUAGAAUAAUAGUACUGACUGUGGUAGUGUUACUAGUAGUAGGUGCCAUGGGUAUCAUGGAGAACUUGACAAUCUGUACUGGUGCACCGCUGACAUAGGCUGCCGUACCCCGUGAAAUGAUUAUUCCCAUCCAUUACUAAUCACGCUGCCAACCCACCACUUGUAGAAGAUAUGUUCCUCGUGUUUCACAUGCAUUGUUUCUCCUUUUCGCACCUCCAACAGAACUAGUGUGCAUGUCCGA
This is a messenger RNA of Sycon ciliatum, 1271 nucleotides long. Its product is annotated as high mobility group protein B1-like. The transcript has 2 exons. NCBI's taxonomy places the organism in Eukaryota, Metazoa, Porifera, Calcarea, Leucosolenida, Sycettidae. Gene Ontology annotation, molecular function: DNA binding, bending. Gene Ontology annotation, biological process: regulation of transcription by RNA polymerase II. The record is from RefSeq and is a predicted model, not a curated record. Bases 93 to 665 code for a protein of 190 amino acids.